AUGGCAUUUUCCCGUCUCGUACGCUUUGUGCCCAAGUCUGAUGAGUCCAAGGUUCUUAUUGGCGAACCCGUCGACGCCAGCAUUGAUGUUGGAUUGGCUAUUUAUGAGGGCAAAGAUGUUGAAGUAAAGCCGUUCACUGGAUCAUCUAUUCUUGCUCCCGGUGAGCGCACCGAGAAUGUUGAGAUCAUCAAGACUGUGCUUUCGCCAUUGGCACAGGAGGAAGUCGGGACAAUCCGAUGUAUUGGAUUGAAUUACGUCUCACAUGCCGCAGAGAUGAAUCUUUCACUGCCAGAAAUUCCCACCAUUUUCCUCAAGCCUUCAACAGCUCUGGGAAACCCGUGGCCAGAGCCAUGCUAUCUUCCAAAAAUCACCCAAAAGGACAACACGGGCGACUACGAGUCUGAAUUAGCGGUAAUUAUCGGCAAGACGGCGAAGAAUGUUUCCGAGGAAGAUGCCCUUGAUUAUGUUCUUGGAUAUACCACUGCCAACGACGUUUCGAGCCGGACAUCGCAGAACAACCAAAGCCAGUGGUGCUUCUCCAAGGGAUUUGACGGUGCCUGCCCUCUAGGGCCCGUCGUUGCAUCAACGUCAAUCGUUCCUGACCCCUCUCAGCUGCAGAUUAAGGGUACGUGGAACGGCAACGUCGUUCAAGAUUGCCCUCUCACAGACAUGAUCUUCACCGUCCCCCAGGUCAUCAGCUAUCUCAGUCAGGGCACAACACUGCCUGCCGGUACAGUAAUCAUCACCGGUACGCCGCCAGGCGUUGGAGCAGGAAAGAAGCCGCCUCAAUACAUCAAGGGAGGCGACGAGUUCCGUGUGUCGCUGGAACCACACAUUGGUACUUUGAUUACUCAGUUCAAGAAUGAAUAG
This is a messenger RNA of Talaromyces atroroseus, 870 nucleotides long. RefSeq lists its product as hypothetical. Gene Ontology annotation, molecular function: acetylpyruvate hydrolase activity. The transcript is spliced from 5 exons. Bases 1 to 870 code for a protein of 289 amino acids. The record is from RefSeq and is a predicted model, not a curated record. Lineage: Eukaryota; Fungi; Ascomycota; Eurotiomycetes; Eurotiales; Trichocomaceae.